CUUCAGGAAGCUGGCUCUGCAUUGUGAUCUUGAGCGAGGAAAGAGGAAAUAAAGAAACGGGGGUGAGGGUUGUAAACGAGGCGCGAGUCCUAAUAUAUAUUCGGUUCGGUGUGUCCUUCGAAGAAUGACGUCGUCAUUUGCGACAUCGGGUGGACGUGGCGACUUGGUGAUCCGUAUACGUCGGCUCUAUUAUUGACUCGGGGGUUGGUCCGACAUGACGAGAGGUUCGACUCGGAGUGAUUUCGCCAGAUGGCACAGUAUGUGCGGUCCACCCUCCCAGGAAUGCUCUCGGUGAGGAUCCUACCAACGUUGUCGUGUCCUACAGGUUCGUCCACGACGCUAAGCGCGGCCGACGAUAGGUAGGAGUACGCUAAACGACGAGUACGUUAUCUUGAAGGUGUGAACGUACGAACGCGCGCGAGCACAUCCGCGCGUGCAAGUGGUUAUCGCGCGGGGGCGGAAGCGAUACGGAAAGUCCAUUUUGAAACGUUGUGUUGCGUCGGGAGAUAGAGGACCAAGGGAUGCAACGAUCCCCUUACGUCGCGUACGUUAUCUCCGGAAGAAUUCGAGCGGGUCAGCGGCGUCGCCGGAAGUCUUGCUGGAUCAUCAGACGGUGCUGAGCGGAACACCGAGUUCGAGCUUGGAGAUAACGCGGAUCGACCCUCGGGAGUGCCGUCCACCAUUUUGGACGUUGAGCGGAGGUUAUUCUGUAUCUCUUCCGAAGGCAUCAAAAAAUCCAACCUUGUCGAAAAUUAUAGCCACGUUUUCUCACGAAGUGAUCUCUCCUCUCUCGCGCCCUCACAUCUCUUCCUCUCCUUUCCUCGCCGCUUCGCAGUGUCGCAUAGAAGUCGUUCGAUAAACAAGAAAGAGCGAGCGCUUUUUGAAGAGAAAUUGGCAUCGCGACGACGCGACGUCGCACAGGAAUCAGCUGGACCAAAACACAGUGUUUUUUUGUCGGGAAAAACCCUGAAAUAUAUCCGACGCAGCGAGACUGGAGCCAUUUUUAUGCGCUGCAUGUCGGGAGGAGCGGCUCUCCCGCUGUGGAAACUGGGUUACCGCGUCGCUUCCGUUCGAAUUCCUUGUCCGCUUGUCGCCCGAAGGUUCGUUUGAAUUCGCGUACCUCCCAAAAUUUAAAAAAAACGUGCUUUCCUUGUCCGGAAAAAAAAUUCUUUCACGCACAGUGAUAACGCGGGAACCCGAUGAAGAAAAUUCCACCAGAGAGAAAAGGCGUGGGGUUUGGGUCGCUUCGAAAGGAAAAGUUGUGCCGUCUAGUGAUCGGUAUUUUUCUCGGUAGAGAGAAAAUUAUAUUAGAAUGAAGGGCCACGAAUUGACACGUUAAAACACACAACGAACGGUGUUUCGGACGGAAACUGGUUGAAAAAAUUUCGUUCGAAAACAAAAAAGAGAGAAGAAAUCAUCUCCGUACAUUGUGGAUUUACGCGCUAAAGGAAGAACAAAACGUGUGUCUUAGGGUUUUGGUGCGGAUCAGCAGUGCGCGGCGAACAUCGAUUCGACACACAAUUUCAAUAUGAUUGUUGAUGAGAAAUAUCAUGCGGGAAAAGCAGUGUGGACCUAUCGAUUGAAGAAAAGUGCAUUGUAUUCAGGCGAACUUCGUGGCGACUAUUAUGGAGACAGAAAAGACGCGUGGAUGAUCACCGCGUUAAAAGUGGGUGGACAGUCGUUCAGACGUUUGAGAUUGAAUAUACUGUGAGAAUGGGACAGUAGUUGAUUCGGUGAACCGAUUUGGUGAAUCGGUGUGUUGUGUUGAGAAACACAAGGAGGUGUUGAGAGAAAAACAAAAGCGUGUGUGGAUCUGCCCUAUAUUCGGGGACGAGGAGAAAAGCAGGUGCGGAUAUAUAUAUAUAACCGACCGAACUUAUUCGGAAGAAAAAGAUGUGCGAGUAACGCGGACUGGGUUGCGAUAACGCAACAUGGUUUCUGGGGUUUGGGAUGAGAACGAGGUACUUUGUGCGAAUAGAAUUGAUGGAAAAUCAAUGGACUCGUUGAGAAAUAUUGAGCUAAUGAAAACGAUUGAAUUUUUUUUUUUUUUUUCAUUGAGAGAAGAGAAAUGGUGAGAGACAAAAACUAUGUGCGGAUCGAUCAGUGUUUACACUGAGGAUUGUUGUGCUGAGGAUAGAAAAGUGCGAGGAAAAGUGUGCGAAUAUCUCGAGCGAGUAAAUGUGCGACACAACUUGUGUUUGGGUGAUGGGGACAAACAUUUUGUUUUGAGGUUUCUUAUUGAGGAGACGAAAAGAGGAAAGAAUAAUGUGCCUAUAUAAUUAACAUCAAAUGUUUAAUCACACACAUACACCAAGGAGACAAAUAAAUUGCGGAUUUGCAAAGGGAGGGCAAGUACACAUCUGUGAAAGUUCAGUGCGUCAAUUCGCUGCGUUGGUGAAAAUGUCUCGCGGAAAAGAAUGAAAUUUAUUAUUUCGAUUUAUUAGUAACAAAUUGGCGUGUUUUGAUUUAAGAAAUAUCCAAAAUAAAAAAAAUGAAAAAUGUAAAGUUUGUUGGCUGGAAAAAUGUCAUCCGCAAAGGAAGUGUUCUUGAUCUUCGGAGAAACUCGUUGUCGAGAAAAUUUACGAAUUAUUCUCUCGAUUAAGUAAUGUUCUUCUUGACGAGAAGAAAAAUUGCAACGUACGAAUUCGUAAUGAAAACAGUUGCGGGAAAGAUUGGGAGAAAAUUGACGAAGGAUAACGGAGAGUGAUGAUGAUCAAUGGAUCUUGAUGAAGGGAGGAUGAAUCUGAUUGGAUCUUGGUUAGAAAAAAACAGUUGCCAAAUGUAAACAUUCUUCCGAAGACACGGCCGGACGUUAGACGGACAGGCGUCGGGAAUUGUAAGAAACGAUGAAGUUCGAGUGAUUCCGAGCGGCGAGCCGAGUAGUAGUUUUAAAUGUUUUUUUGUAUGUCAGUGAGAGAUCGAUUGGUGCGCUGAUUAGUUAGUGCUACGUCGAAAGUGUUUCCCCUGAUUUCCCCUCGCUAAAGGAUUACGCGUGGCAGCCGGUUCAUUCCGUUUUUCAAGACAAUCUUUGGCAUGCGUACUACGGGAGAAUCGAGCGUAGGGCUCGUUCCGGGACUGGCGAAGGGAUCAAAGGAGGAGGGUCGUCUGUACGCUCUCGAGCGGUUCGACGGCUAGUGAGCACGACAGGGCGAGCAACCCCCUUGCCGGCGACCAGCAACCCUCUCGUCCGUCACUGUCGACGAACAACAGAACAGAUGUCCUGACAGUGGGCCCCGGGCCACCAGGAUGCCGACAGACGACGACUAUGGCCGAAGAGAUCGUCUUCUGUUGCACCAACAUCCGAUCGCUCAGUACGGGUCCUCGUCAUCCCCGCUUCCCGGAUCGAGCGCGCCAAGUUCCGGCAGUGUGGGGACCCAGAUUGGACUCAGCAACCCCAAUGACUGCUUUAAGCAGCAAACGCAGCAGCAGCAGCAGCAGCAGCAGCAGCAGCAGCAGCAGCAGCAGCAGCAAUCGUCGGAUUUGCGUGCGGUCACAAGCGCCGCGAACCAGCUGGGCCAGGAGCGUUAUCAAUCGGAUCAGCAGACACAAAGCAGCGAGCAUGUUGGGGCCCGAAUGGUCGACAGGCACGAGAAAUCCGCGGAGAAGUCCACGAUCGACUUCUCCAAAUGCGGAGAGAAUCAUCCGCCAAGUUGUGAACGUUUUGGACAUUAUCAGGCCCAAAGCGUCAACGAGCAUGUGGGGGGCCGAAUGGUGGAUGAGCGGCACGAGAAGAUCGUGGACAAGUCUUGUAUCGAUUACUCGAAGUGUGGAGAGGGUCGUCAACCGAGUUGCGAGCGUUUCGGACAUUACCAGACUCAAAGUGGCGAUCAGGCCCAUGUCGGUGCUCGAAUGGCCGAGCGGCACGAGAAGUCAUCCGAGAAGUCCUCGGUUGACUUCACCAAGUGCAGCGCUGACGGUCGGCAGUCGGGUUGCGAGCGUUUCGGACAUUAUCAGACUUCGACGUUCGGUCAGUCCCCUUUGCAGGGACACUACGGCGGCAGUGUGCACACCGGUGCCGAUCGUUUCGCGCGAUUCAACGACCUCAGCGUUCUGCACGGCGAGCAACGGCCUCCGAACGAUCGUUACUCGGUCUGCAACCCGGAGCUACGCUUCGACAAAACGGUUACAAGCGGAUCCGGCGAGUACGCGAACGCGAACGCGCUCGCGGGCCCUUUCGCCUCGGAGACGUUCCCGUCGCCACCGUCGCCGGCACCGGCGAACGACCGCUUCGUCCCGCCACCGCCAUUAUCGCCCAGUCCAAGCGAGAAGUAUGCCUCGAGCCAGAGCCUGGCUGAUUAUUCUGUUACUGAUCGUAUUCUGCCCCCCAAUUCUCCGGGGCCGAAGUAUAGUACCGACGGCGGCGCUUCACCAUCGCCGAUGUCCGCAAAGGAGCGCUUCGCCUCCGCCGAACGGCUGCUGGCCAGUCAACAAUCAGCUACAGCUGAUGCCAAGGAUCAACAACGCUACGCUGGACCGGACCGUUUGCUUUCCGGCUCCUCGCCAGUCUUGGGACAGCUUCAAGCGGGACUUCAAACGGGACUUCAAAGUACCGGGGUCUACGCUAAGGAUACUCGCUAUGUUGCCAUUUCCGCGGAUAGGAUACUAUCUUCCUCACCGAUACAUGCUCCGGUGCCAGAGAGAUUCGCCAGCAAGUCGGAAAGGUAUUUGGGCGAAUCACCCAUACACGAUAGGUAUUCCCGACAAGAUCCACCUGCGACAGCGCAUCAUGAGAGGUAUUCAACGAUGGCGACGACUACCGAGAGGUUCCUCUCGAAUUCGACUAAUUCUGAGAGCGCGCAUCAGCGCUAUUCAUCGUCAGACCGCUCGUCUCUUCAAACUUCUUCCAGCAAUACAGAGCAAAACCGACGUCUCUACACCGAUAGAGGUGUCGAGACAGUUUGUCAGAAAUAUACCGAUCGUUCCAUCGGCUCUCCGGCGUCCACCGAUUUUGCUCGAUAUCCCGGCUUCCUGGACGUUAGCAAUCAAACGCGAUAUUCCUCCAGUAAUGAUCGUUUCAACGACCUCGCUUUGCAACGUUGCAGCCAAUCGCGGUCGACCGACAGGUUCUCUAACGAUCGAUACUUGGCUGGAUCAUCACCCGCGCACGACGGCCGAUUGUCCAGUACCGAAAAUCCGCGUUACAUCGUUUCUUCUACCGAACGUUUGUUGGCGCCGACGUCCUCCUCGCCAUCCUCCUCUUCGGAGACUGGCACCAGGUAUCACUCGCCAUAUACAACGACUACCAGUAGCCAAUCGUCGACGUCGAACGAACGUUUCGCGUCAAUUUCGCCGACACCCGAAGCGUCGUCGAAUGUUCAUCGGAACGUCGGCGGCGGGUAUCAAAACGCGAAAAGCACCGUUGACAAAUAUCUGGUAUCGAAGUCGGUCCAGAGCAGCUACGAUCGUUACUCGGUCGGGGGCCAAAACGACCACCAGUUCGGCCAGGAUCGAUACUUCGCCUCCGGCAGUAACAGCGACCGAUUUCAGCCUUCUUCCGGAACGGAUCGUUUUCACACUUCUGCCGAUCGUUAUUCACCUGUACGCAGCGUCGCUGAUAAAUAUCUAUCCCUUCCGAAGCCCAAGGACAGGUUCACUGGCCGUAUAACGCCCAUCUCCUGCGCGACCGCUAUCGCGACGUCUUCCACCGACCGCACCUAUUGCUCGUCCAGCGUGAGUUACGUACCUCCUACUGCGCACACCCCCGUCGAACGCUAUGUACCCCAACCGCCUCCCGAAGUGCUCUAUCCAGAAAGAUACGUGGACAGGUAUCCUACGGCGCAUACGCCCACCGAACGAUACGUGCCCGCGAGUGACGAUCCGUACAUGCGUCGAGACCUUGGUUUUCAUCAUCACUAUCGGCCACAACCGCCCGCCGGUUACCUGUAUCAAACGCAUUUGCGAUUUCGCGGAUUCGCGUACGCGACAUCCGGCCGAUUGGGCGGUAGUCCCGGAUCAAGCAGUUCCAGCAGCACGGCGUCUAAUCAACGCGAAACAUUUACAACGUCACCGUUGCUGCGGCCGAAAGUGCGCGCGUCCGCGGUUGAAUUCGGUGCUGCCGCUGGUAGUGUUGGCGUCGCGACGACUACAACGACGACCGGCGUCGGCCGUCACGUGUGCGCGGCUGCCUGUUGCGGAGACACGUCUGCCAAUGGCAGAGCCUGUUGCCAGAUGAGAAGAUCUCUACCACCUGGGACACUACCGACAAUACCCACACAAACUUCUUCAUGGUAA
Messenger RNA from Pseudomyrmex gracilis, 6231 nucleotides. Its product is annotated as flocculation protein FLO11-like. NCBI's taxonomy places the organism in Eukaryota, Metazoa, Arthropoda, Insecta, Hymenoptera, Formicidae. The record is from RefSeq and is a predicted model, not a curated record. Bases 3247 to 6231 code for a protein of 994 amino acids. The transcript is spliced from 6 exons.